UCCUUGGUCCAUUGAGAAUCAUAUCGGUGCUUCCUGGAUCUCACCGGGAACAUGCAGUGCCGCUGUCACUACUUUAGGACCGGCGACUCAGACGCGGAUGGCAGCUGCACUACCGGCCGGCAACGCGCCUCCCAGAUGAAGCCAUAGACUUUACGGAGCCGUCGCUCAGCAUGGGCACCGAGAGCGAGAGCGAGAGCAUGCUGCAUCUUGCAGCGGAAGCCUUCCAGUCGAAAAACUUCGACUUGGCCGCCGACAUUUACGAGUGCCAGCUAGCGUGUCUCGGGGACACCGGGAUGCGGCUGGAGCUGAUGGUGAAGCGGGCUGACUCGCUGGCGUUCGGGGGCAAAAUGACCGAAGCCUUCGAGGUGUACCGGCAAGCCUCUGAGAUAGAGAAACUCGGACCCGUUCAGCUGGCCAACCUCUUAGAGUACCUGUCGGGCAGUGUGAGACGACAAGACCGGGGAGAGAGUCCACCCUCCGGCCCGGGGACGGGAGAGGAGGCGAGGGCGGGAAGGGAGCCGGGAUGCCCGCGCGACGGUGCCACAGGUGGCCGGCACGAGGAAUUCACCUGCGGAAUUUGCCUCGGCUUUCUGUUCGAGCCCGUGACUCUGCCGUGCGGACACUGCUUCUGUAAAAAAUGCCUGGAGAGGAAGGACAAGGAGCGGCCGGCGACGUGCAAGGAGUGCCGGGACAGCUCCGGGGUGGCUGGCGGACAGAGCUACCGGGUGAACGUGGUCCUCUGCAACCUGCUGGCCAAGUGGUUCCCGGCUCUGCACCGGGCCGGCCGGCUGAGGCGGGAGGGCAACGGGCUGUACGCCGAGAGGAAAAUGGAAGCUGCUCUAGAGAAAUACAACCAAGCCAUACUGAUAGCACCCACAGACCACAUACUGUUCAGUAACCGCUCCCAGAUCCACUCCAGUCUGAAGCACUUCGAAAAGGCUCUGAGGGAUGCCGAGACUGCGUGCAGACUCACGCCUCUCUGGUCCAAGGGUCAUGUUCGUAAGGCCCAGGCUCUGGUGUCGCUGGGCAGAGCAGAGGAAGGUCUGAGGGAGUACCUGGUCUGUUUGUCCAUCGAGCCGGACUGUAGACUGGCCAGGAAUGAGGCUCACAAGCUCCUCAGUGAUCUUCUGGCUCCGGUCACUGAUCAGGUCCCUGAACACAUCUCCGAUUGCUCCAGCAUACUGUCUUCCAGAGUCCACAUCAAAGGCAGCAUCGGUGCUACCCUCCAGACCCGCGGUCCCAGCUCAUUGUUAUUAGAAUCCGAUUUGGCCACUUUGCUGCCUGAGGUUGAGACGUCAGAAGGGCGAUUUGGGAAGGGGGAGAGCCCGAGAGUCAGCCACUGCCUCCUCCUCAAACGGAAGCGGAGAAGUUCUGAGGGAGACGAUGAGCGACUGGAAAGGAAUGACGAUCAAAAGAAACUCAAAUCUGAGUCCGAUUUGAGCUCCGGAGCCAGUGGAAUCUUAGACCCAACGGAUCUGGAAUGUUCUCUAUGUAUGAGACUCUUCUACGAGCCGGUGACGACACCGUGCGGUCACACGUUCUGCCUCCGGUGUCUGGAGAGAUGUCUGGACCACAACCCAAAGUGUCCACUCUGCAAAGAAGAGCUGUCCGAGUACCUGGUCCAGAGACAGUACAGCAAGACGGUACUGAUGGAGAAGCUGAUCUCUAAGUAUCUCCCCUCUGAACUCUUGGAACGACAGAGAAUCCACCAAGAAGAGAUGGCCGAGCUCUCCAACCUUAACAAGAAUGUGCCUAUAUUCGUGUGCACCAUGGCUUUCCCCACCGUGCCGUGCCCCCUCCAUAUCUUCGAGCCCUGCUACAGACUGAUGAUUCGCCGAUGCAUGGAGACCGGAACCAACUGCUUUGGCAUGUGUCUGGAGGACGACCUCAAAGGGUUCGCGGACUACGGCUGUCUGCUGGAGAUUCGCGAUGUGAAGUUCUUCUCGGAUGGCCGUUCGGUGGUGGACACAAUCGGCAGACGGAGGUUUAAGGUCGUUCAGCACAGCGAGAGGGACGGAUACAACACCGCUGAUAUCGAGUACCUGGAGGAUGUGACGGUGGAGGGGGUAGCACAGCGCGAGCUGCAGUCUCUGCACGAUACGGUAUACGACCAGGCUCUGGUCUGGGUCAACUCUCUGAAAACUGAGCAGAAGGCGCGGAUCGAAGGACAUUUCGGACCCAUGCCAGGGAAGGACUUGGAGCUUCAGGCCAGUCCCAACGGGCCGUCGUGGUGCUGGUGGCUGCUGGCCGUCCUGCCGCUGGAGGGCAGGGCCCAGCUGCCCUUCCUGGCCCUCACCUCUCUGCGCGACCGCCUCAGCGGCAUCCGCAAGGUGCUGCUCUUCAUGGCGCACAGCAGGCACCGGUGACGGAGCGCCCCGUCUUCCAGUCAACGCACGCACAAAGGAGCCCCCCUGCCACGACUGUAGCACGGUUUCCCCCCCCCGCACGUCCACGGCAAACCGCAGAAGGGAACAGAAACAGAUGACGACGAUUCGGAACGGACAAACGUUGCUCUCUGUUUAAAAAAAAAAAAGAAAAGA
Messenger RNA from Menidia menidia (Atlantic silverside), 2540 nucleotides. The record is from the annotation of a GenBank genome assembly. NCBI's taxonomy places the organism in Eukaryota, Metazoa, Chordata, Actinopteri, Atheriniformes, Atherinopsidae.